AUGCCCGUCCACCACCUCAUGGUCGGCACAUGGACGCCGCCCGGCGCCAUCUUCACCUUUGCGUUUGACGACGUGGCCCUGACGCUUGAGCUCGUCCACCGGACGCCCAUCCCUGAGGAUGAGCCCAUCUCGUGGAUGACCUUUGAUCAUGCCAAAAAGACAAUCUACGGCGCCGCCAUGAAGAAGUGGUCCAGCUUCGCCGUCGAGUCGCCCACGUCCAUUGUACACCAGGGAUCGCACCCGAUGCUGCAUCACCCCCAGGCAGCGUCCCCCGACACCAACACGCGCGCCAUCUUCCUCCUCGCCGCGCGCGAGCCCCCUCACGCCGUCUACUGCAACCCCUUUUACUCGCACGCCGGCCACGGCACCGUCUUCGCCGUCGACGGCCAGGGGGCCCUCGCCGCCCCGCCGCUCCAGCACUACCCCUACCAGCCCGACUCGGGCAUCCACGGCAUGGUCUUCGACCCGGCGGAGGAGUACCUCUACUCGGCCGACCUCAAGGCCAACAAGGUCUGGGUCCACCGCAAGAAGACCCCCGACUCGGCGGAGCUCGACCUCGUCGCCGCCGUGGACUGCCCGGACCCGCGCGAUCACCCCCGCUGGGUCGCCAUGCACCCCUCGGGCCGCGUCCUCUACGUUCUUAUGGAAAAGGGCAACCGCCUGUGCGAGUGCGCCAUCGACCGGGCCACGCGCCUCCCCGUCUUCGACGACGCCCGCGCCUGGCCCCUCAUCCCGCCCGGCAUCCCCGACCGCGACCGCUGGACCCAGUACCGAGCCGACGUCUGCGCCCUGUCCGCCUCGCGCCGCUACCUCUUCGCCUCGUCGCGGGCAAAUAGCUUCGACCUGACGGGCUACGUCGCCGCGUUCCGCCUCGCCGACGAUGGCCGUGUCGAGCGACAGAUCUGCCUCAACCCCACGCCCACCAGCGGCGGCCACAGCAACGCCGUCGCGCCGAGUGACUGGUCCGACGAGUGGCUCGCCAUCACCGACGACCAGGAGGGGUGGCUCGAGAUUUACCGCUGGCAGGACGAGUUCCUCGCGCGGGUGGCGCGCGUGCGUGUACUCGAGCCGGGCUUUGGCAUGAACGCCAUCUGGUACGACUAG
This is a messenger RNA of Purpureocillium lilacinum, 1104 nucleotides long. RefSeq lists its product as uncharacterized. The record is from RefSeq and is a predicted model, not a curated record. Gene Ontology annotation, molecular function: 6-phosphogluconolactonase activity; protein binding. NCBI's taxonomy places the organism in Eukaryota, Fungi, Ascomycota, Sordariomycetes, Hypocreales, Ophiocordycipitaceae.